Molecule: messenger RNA, 1785 nt
Organism: Drosophila innubila
Lineage: Eukaryota; Metazoa; Arthropoda; Insecta; Diptera; Drosophilidae
Gene: WDR79
Product: telomerase Cajal body protein 1 homolog
Exons: 3
Coding region: 117-1733 (538 amino acids)
Biological process (GO): Cajal body organization
Cellular component (GO): Cajal body
Molecular function (GO): protein binding; RNA binding
Source: RefSeq, a predicted model, not a curated record
CAGAUCGGAAAUUUUUUUUCUGGGGCAAACCUUUGGGACCGGGUGGCAGCCCCGAAGUAUAGGAGACGCCGCGCCAAGAAACACUGGAAAUAAAUAAACAAAAUAAGUUAGCCGCCAUGGAGGAUUCCGUCAACUUGAGCGUCGCAAUGACGGAAGGUGGAGCAGACGAAGAGCAGGCGAGUUCUCUACUCAAUCACAACGUGAGCUUCAACAGCAGCAUGGAAUACACCACAAUGGCAACAACUUUGCCGGCAAAUCUCAGUUUCAGUCUCAGCGAUGCGGAGCGUCUUAAGCUGAAGCAAUGCCAUGGCAACAACAACAACAAUAGCACUAGUGUAAAUCGCAGUGCACUCAGGGAUUUGUCCAUGAAUGUGGAGACCAACAAUAAGAACCAAAGUUGCAUGGAAACCAGCGUCGACAUGGAGGAAUGCAGCACACUGGAGGACAGCGAGAGAAUUAUAAGCCUUGAUGACUCCCUGGAUGAGGCGCCAUGUGCAGAGUCCAAAAUAAUCACAGAGCCGAAGGAAUCGAACUGUGAGCAGAGUUCGAGCACGGAGACAGUCACCCCAAUGCCAACGUACUUUGAGAAGGAACUCGUGGAAUUGGGACGCCGUUGUUGGCUAUCCACGGCACAGACUCAGCACUACACCAAAGGCUGCUACUGGUCACCAGAUGGCACCUGUCUGCUGGUGCCCGUUCACCUGGAUGGCAUGCAUGUGAUGGAGCUGCCCUUGGACUUGUACGGCGCCAGCAGCGUGACCGAGGAGCGUGUCCUCUCCAAACUACAGUCAGCCGUGCAUGUACCCGAGGGAGGCACUGUCUACGAUUGCGUCUGGUAUCCGCUGAUGAGCAGCCAAGAUCCAAGCACCUGUUUCUGGUUGGCCACAAGACAACACGAGCCCAUCCACAUGUGGGACGCCUUUGAUGGUCGCCUGCGUUGCAGCUACAGCGGCUACGAUGAAGUUGAUGAGGUGAUGGCAGCCAUAUCGCUCGCCUUCUCCCAGGAUGGCCAGAAGAUCUAUGCGGGCUACAAGCGGUGCCUUAAAAUCUUUGACGUCAGCCGACCUGGUCGCAUCUGCGAUGAUUAUGCAGUGAAAUUUGCCAUUUCAUGCAUGACUCAGACUUCGGAGCAUCCGCACACUGUGACCUGUGGCAACUGGAAAGGAUACAUUCAGCACUUUGACCUACGCUGUCCGCCCAACCAAGGACCGCUCUUCACUUUGGGUGGCCACUCGGCGGGAAUUACUCAAUUGCGCUAUGCCAACGACGCUGCCGGCAAUUGGCAACUGUUUAGUGGAGCUCGCAAAUGUCCAAAGCUCCUGCAGUGGGACAUGAGGAACUACAAGAAGCCGCUGCAUGAGUUCCAGCGACAGGUGAACACCAAUCAACGCAUACAAUUUGAUCUAAGCGCAGAUCAAUCGUGGUUGGUCAGCGGUGACACCGACGGAGCUUUCAAUAUCUGGAAUUUGAAAUCGGAGGACAAUAAGGAGGCAAUCAAGUUGCCAGUUCAUGGUGAUUGCUGCAAUGGAAUCGGCUUCCAUCCCACUUUACCCAUCUUGGCUAGCACUUCGGGACAAUAUCACUUCAUAUCAGGCGACAAUCACGAGAAUACAAUCAACACAACAACACCGGACAUUCCUGAUCAGGAGGAGGAGUCUGAAGGAAAGCGUAUCAUUGAUUAUGAGAACGCAAUAUUGUUGCUCUGGUGUGGCGACAGUAAUGUUUCAAUUUAACUAUAGUUUUUUAAGAUUACUAAUUAAAACAAAGUUUAUCCGUUAAACAUUA